GCUGUGGCAGAUUUAUCUUAGCAAUGUUACAUGGUCGAUAUUGACAUGAGAGACAUUGGCAGGUAUCCGUUUCUAUCAAUGACACUCUAGAUUGUGCUUCAUACCACUGGUUCAUAGAAAAGUGGAUAUUCGAUGUCCUAGAGACUGACAGUGGAUGACAAUGAGAUACUAACUUGAUCCACGACCAACAUGUGAAAAUUUAAACAUGCCUUUUUUGGGCAGCUUUGAGAUAUCCCAACGUUUGACUCCUCACCUGUUCAUUCUAACAACAUUGCAAUGCCUAUGACGCCAAAGAGGAAGCGAGCGUUGAACAAUGUCAUAGACAGCUUUAUCCACUGGAUGGGGAAGUUCAUUACCUUCUUAUUCUCAUUCCUCAUCGGUCCUGGAAUGGCCAUGUUGAAUAACGUCCAAAGUCACAAAAUAGAAGAUCAAUUACAAACGCAGCUUAAGACUUCAUCAAAUUACAGAGACUGGCGAGCACAGGCUCAGCGGCUAGACAAGAUGCUUGGAAAUGAUGGCUGGAAAGCUGAUCCCAAUUCAAAGCUGUAUGAUCGAUUGUUGAUCGAGUAUCGACUUCGACAUUUAAAGCAAGUUCGAAGGAAGAAUGAUGUCAACGACAUUAUAUACACUUUGAGAGGUGGCCUUCUGAGAAAUUUUGGCGGAAUUUGCGAUAGAAAACUGUUUACACGUUCAUAUAUUGGCACCAAGUCAUUGAUAGAAGAUUAUAUGGAUGAGGUCGUUUCUCAAUUGGAAUACGUUGAAACAACAGGAGAGCUGGAUCCACAGACGAAGCUCAAGUUCUUUAUGGAUACACGACAGAGUUUUGGAUGCUCGGCUUUAAUAUUGCAAGGCGGUGCCACCUUUGGUUUAUAUCAUAUUGGAGUUGUAAAAGCCUUGCAUGAGCGAGACUUACUACCACGUAUCAUCAGUGGUACUGCAGUUGGGGCACUGAUCGCUGCGUUGAUAUGUAUUCAUACAGAUGAAGAGCUUCCGAAUGUUCUCAAGCCAGAUGGUAUUAAUUUAACAGCUUUCUCAAAAAAGAGCCCCAAAGGAAGGAGAAUAACAAGGCUAUUGAAAUACGGACAUUUGAUGGAUAUAAAAGUUCUUCAAGAGUGUGUUCGCGCUAACGUCGGCGAUCUCACUUUCGAGGAAGCAUAUGAUCGAACCAAACGAAUAUUGAACAUCAGCGUUUCUUCUAGUAGAACACUUGAGGUUCCACAGCUGUUGAACUACUUGACUGCACCCAAUGUCCUCAUUUGGAGCGCUGCCUGCUGCUCUUCAGCAUCCAUUGGUUUGUUUGGAAGUAGCGAUUUGCUGGCUAAAAACAAGAACGGCGACAUUGUUAAAUGGAGUUCGUCUGCGGUGAAGUGGAAUCACUGGACCGAAGCUAGUGCGGCAGAGGGUGAAGCGCCUUUACUCCGUCUGUCCGAAUUGCUGAAUGUCAACCAUUUCAUUGUCUCACAAGCAAAUUCUUACUUUAUACCGUUUGUGAGCAACCAACCUAAUGCGCAGCACGACACUCUCUUCCAUAAAGUUGUUUACAUCAUAGCGUCAGAGACCCGGCAUCGCUUAUUUCAGCUCAAUCAAAUAAACCUAUUGCCUCGAGUAUUACGAGGGGUGAUUGAAGAGAAGGUGUCAGGCGACGUGACAAUCGUUCCGUCUCUUUCUCUAAAGGACUUUAGCACUGUGUUUGCCAACCCUACUCAAUCCUUGUUGGGUUAUUGGAUACUGAAGGGUGAGCAGUCUACAUGGCCACUCAUCUCAUUAACGGAAUCACGUUGUAAAAUCGAACUAGCACUUGAUAGAGCACUUCUAAGGAUGCGAGCCACUUCCGAAAAUGCACCCAUCAUUGUGCACAACAAGGUGUUCAGUCAUAAGAAACGAGCCAAAUCGAUGAACUGAUGUAUAAAGCUAGACAGCACAGAACACUUGCAAUCAAUAGAUAAAUCAACUGUCAACCACAGUAAUUAUUUGAAAUUUGAAUGUGAACAUGGCAUUUUGUUAUCUAUUGCGUGAAUCAUAUUCCAAAAAGCGUGCAAAUGUGAAGAGAAUGUAAAAGGGGACAAAUGUACAGUUUUAAAAAGAUAUCUGAAGGGAGAAAGCUUAGAUUACAGCAAGAAAACUACAGCAGAUUAAUAAACGAGCUUC
Messenger RNA from Umbelopsis ramanniana AG, 2148 nucleotides. RefSeq lists its product as uncharacterized. The transcript has 14 exons. Gene Ontology annotation, biological process: lipid metabolic process. Lineage: Eukaryota; Fungi; Mucoromycota; Umbelopsidomycetes; Umbelopsidales; Umbelopsidaceae. Gene Ontology annotation, molecular function: triacylglycerol lipase activity. The record is from RefSeq and is a predicted model, not a curated record. The coding region runs from base 277 to 1902 and encodes 541 amino acids.